UAUGACAUUCAGCACAUGCAUGAGAUUCUGACAGGGAUCAAAACAGUGGUUUUUAACUUUUUGAGGGGGCGGGGGGCACCCAUAUGGGCACCAAGACAGGACGGGCACCUGUGGAGCAAUGAUAUAUCAAAAGAUGCUCUGAAAGACGAGAUGGGCACCCUGACAAACUUGCAAACAUUAGAGGGACAUGAUGACCAAGUAUGGUGUGUUUCCUGGAACCCGUCAGGUACACUUCUGGCUUCUUGUGGUGGAGACAAGACAAUCAGAAUCUGGGGACAGGAAGGUGAUAAAUGGGUCAACAAGUCUAUAUUGACUGAAGGUCAUCAGAGAACUAUAAGGUAUGUGUCAUGGUCACCUUGUGGCAACUACCUUGCAAGUUCAAGCUUUGAUGCAACUGUGUGUAUAUGGAGCCGUAAAGAAGGCGAAUUUGAGUGUAUAGCAACCUUGGAAGGUCAUGAAAAUGAGGUCAAGGCUGUUUCCUGGGCAUGUACAGGAAGUCUCCUAGCAACCUGCAGUAGAGACAAGAGUGUGUGGAUAUGGGAAGUGACAGAUGAUGAAGAUUAUGAAUGUGCCAGUGUAUUGAGCUCACAUACACAGGAUGUUAAACACUGCACGUGGCACCCUAGCAAAGAGGUUCUCGCCUCGUGUAGUUAUGAUGACACAGUCAAGGUGUACAAAGAAGAAAUUGAUGAUUGGACAUGUUAUGCUACCUUGGAAUCCCAUGAAUCAACUGUGUGGAAAGUUUGUUUUGAUAAAAGUGGAAGCAGGCUUGCAUCUGUAAGUGAUGAUAAAACAGUAAAAAUAUGGCAGGAAUAUUUGCCUGGUAAUAAAGAGGGCGUUCCAACAACUGGAAAUGAUGGUUCCUGGAAGUGCGUGUGCACAAUAUCAGGAUAUCACAACCGAGCCAUAUUUGAUGUAGACUGGUCAUAUUUAACUGGCAGACUGGUUACAGGAUGUGGAGAUGAUUGUAUUCGAGUGUUUAAGGAGGAAGAGGGGUCAGACAUGAAUCAACCAUCAUUUAGUCUUGCUGGGACUGCAAGACAUGCACAUGAUCAGGAUGUGAACUCUGUAUCAUGGAAUCCAAAAAUUGAAAAUCUUUUAGCAUCUUGUAGCGAUGAUGGGACAGUUAAGUUGUGGAAAUAUAGUGAACAGGAAUUCUAAUAAAAUAUUUAGAAACAGGUUUUUCAUAUAUAUAUAUCAUUUGUUGGUUAUGGCAUAAGAUCAUGUGAAAACAAAUGUUAGAGAGUCUGAGCACCUAAGUGACAGCAAAGAUGGAACCCAGGAACUACAAAUUCUGAAAUAUUUACCUUUAAGAUUAAUUGAAGUAUUAUUUAUAGUAUUGUUACAUAAUUCAAGAAGGAAGUAGAGCUGUGCUUAGUUACAAGAGUCAGUACAGAAAUUGCCUUUAAAUAGAAGAAAUAAGUUAA
Messenger RNA from Mercenaria mercenaria, 1427 nucleotides. RefSeq names its product probable cytosolic iron-sulfur protein assembly protein CIAO1 homolog. Gene Ontology annotation, biological process: iron-sulfur cluster assembly. Gene Ontology annotation, molecular function: protein binding. NCBI's taxonomy places the organism in Eukaryota, Metazoa, Mollusca, Bivalvia, Venerida, Veneridae. Gene Ontology annotation, cellular component: cytosolic [4Fe-4S] assembly targeting complex. The record is from RefSeq and is a predicted model, not a curated record. The coding region runs from base 16 to 1161 and encodes 381 amino acids. The transcript is spliced from 5 exons.